Molecule: messenger RNA, 2014 nt
Organism: Drosophila elegans
Lineage: Eukaryota; Metazoa; Arthropoda; Insecta; Diptera; Drosophilidae
Gene: Kal1
Product: anosmin-1
Exons: 7
Coding region: 310-1872 (520 amino acids)
Biological process (GO): neuron differentiation
Cellular component (GO): cell surface; extracellular region
Molecular function (GO): protein binding; peptidase inhibitor activity
Source: RefSeq, a predicted model, not a curated record
GCUGCAGCAAAACGGUCGCACGAAAAGAGCUCCCACUUGAGAUUCACAUUCAGAUUCGGUUUCGGUUUGGUUUGGGUUUCGGAUUGGAUCGGAUCGGGCUCCAAGUUGCCAGUUCCCAGGAGCGGAAAUCGGAACAGAGUAGCAAAUUAAAUAAUAAAGAGGCAGAAGGCGAUCAAAGAAGGCGCUCCGACUGCGUAGGUGUACGAGUUCGCAGAUCGCAGCAGGCGAAGUGGAGCCAGUGCAUCCGAAAGUGUUUCCCCGAAAGUGUUUCCAUUAUCAUUGAAAUCAGCGAGGAUCGGAUCGGUUCGAAUGGUCAGCAUGCAAGUGGCGCUGCUGGCGCUGUUCGUUCUCGGCCAGCUAUCCUCCAGCGCCGUGGCCAAUGGAUCCGCCUUCUCCACAUCCUCGUCCAAUCAACUACAGCGACAGAAGUUGGCACACUGGUUCCGGGAUAGCAACGACGUCAAGGAUAAGAUAUUGGAGCUGCAGUGCUUGGCCAAGUGUGGCGCCAUUCCCUCGACGAAGGCUCAGCGGGAGCAGUGCCUGGACAAGUGCAUCCAGGAGCUGCUGUUGGGACCCAGAGCCGGCAGUUGUCCCAAAAUCGGCAGGCAGACAAGGGCCGGGCUAUCCUGCCUGGACAACUGCCAGUAUGAUCACGAAUGCCCCGAGGUGCAGAAGUGUUGUGCCUCCAGCUGCGGUCCAAUGUGCGUGGAAGCUCUGGGCGUGAGGAACAACACGCAGCUGCCUCCAAUACCCAAGAUCCUGUACUUCAGGAGGUCACGAGGUCAUGGCGUCGAUCUGAAGAUCGAGUCCUCGCUUCUGGUCUAUUACUUCCACGUGGAGGUCCGUUCGCACAUAGGACGGCUUUUUGCCCCCAGAAAGUUCGGGCCCUGGGAGUGGCAGAAGGUGGAGAAGACCAUGGAGGAGAACAUCGGGCACAGCAAGCACACGUAUAUCUUCUUUCAUAUGCGACCAGGCCGAUGGUACGAGGUUCGGGUGGCUGCCGUAAACGCCUAUGGGUUCCGGGGGUAUUCUGAGCCCAGCGACCCAUUUCCCUCAACGGGCAACCCCAAGCCACCGAAGCCGCCCAACGACGCAAAGAUCAUUGCCAAGCAGUUCGAUGGACGCUACAUGAACGUAAAACUAGUGUGGUGUCCCUCGAAAUCCAAUUUGCCCGUCGAGAAAUACAAGGUCACUUGGUCCUUGUACGUAAACAGUAAACAGGCCUCGAUGAUCACGUUGGAUACGUAUGUGAAGGAUACCCAUCAGCUUGAGAUCAAGAAACUGCUGCCGAACUCAUCGUACUACAUCCAGGUGCAAGCCAUUUCCUACAUAGGAUCGCGUCGCCUCAAGUCCGAAAAAAAGUCGAUGCUGUUCAACACGACGCUGCAGCCCCUGGAGCCAAUCACCCCGCUGCAGUGCACCGGGACGGGCAACAGGCGCAGGCACCAUCAUAUUAGCAGCUCCACCAGCUCGGAAAGGGCAACGACCCCGGCGCCAGUUGGCCUCAAUGAAGUUUCGCCCAACAUUGCGAAUCGAACAGCGGCAGCCACUUAUGAAGUGGGUUUCCGAUUGAACCGGAAGUUUGGCAUGAUUGUGCAAAUUCUGGGCUUCCAGCCACACAAGGAGAAAGUCUAUGAACUGUGUCCCCAGGAGACGAACUGCGAGCAGCGAGAGUUCCGCGCAAUUCGCGCCAAAAGGGACCCAUUGGAGUUCACCAAACUUAAAUACAACACCACCUACGUGCUUAGGGUUCCACGAUCUAGUCCCAAUUCCGUGCUGGACGACUCCAGAAACGUCUUCACCUUCACCACGCCCAAGUGCGAGAACUUCCGCAAGAGAUUUCCCAAGCUGCAGAUCAAGUGCAGCGAUUAGCCUUCAGCCGGUGGGCUCAGCCCACUACUGACCAUGAGAUUACACUAGAUUGUAAAUAAUUGUAUGUAAAACUUAACUUUUACUUAUUGUUAGACUUAAGGACACACACAGAGAAACUGAACAAAAUCGUUUUCUACUUGAA